This is a messenger RNA of Diuraphis noxia (Russian wheat aphid), 1840 nucleotides long. RefSeq lists its product as uncharacterized. Lineage: Eukaryota; Metazoa; Arthropoda; Insecta; Hemiptera; Aphididae. The record is from RefSeq and is a predicted model, not a curated record.
AUACUAUUAUUGACAAUUCGUAUGAGAAUAAUAAUAAUAAUUAUUGUUGUUGUUGAAUUAUUAUUUUGCACCAAUACUUAGGGCCGUCAUCGUCGUCUAUUUGCCGUCGUCGAAAUGUUAGCGACCACCAAGCGCGCAACUAUUGUUGCGCUGUGGUUGGUGUGCUGUUACUAUGACCAAGCGGCCACUAACAGACACGAUCACGUACGGACAAAGAGCUCGACACGUGAGCAUAAAACCCAACACCUGACGACCGGCAUGCCCUUGGUAACCAUGAUGGCCGGCACCGCUACCGUCAACGGUGGAAGAUCAACAGACACAGACAUUGACACCGAAGCCGACACCAAAUCUUCAAACGUGGAUACUGGCAGCGGUAGCAUUGGUGGGCUGCGCAAUUUCUUGUUUCGUAAACCGAACAAAAUUUUGAAUAGCCUCAUGCAGACUAGUGUCAGAGUCGUACAACGUGGCAUGGACGCAUUCCAGGGGGUGUCAAACAAGAUGUACCACGUGGCCCGGAAACAGAUCGGUGGUCAGCAUACSGGCAGCUCUUCGUCGGAAUCCUCGAGUAAAUCGAACGAGGGUGGUGGUAAAACCCAGACACCGGUCAAGCGACAAACAGUAAAAAAACCGACCGGCUUCAUCAAGAGGGUUGCCAAAAUGCUCGACACCGGUAUCGCGGGCAUGGAACAGGUCACGGAUCUGGGCUUGCUGUUGGGCAAUAUAGGCACGCACAAGAUCAUGGCCAACCUGAACGGAGAGAGUGGCAACCAGGAGAUAUUUAAAAUGCUUAUCAAAUAUGUCGGUUCCAGAGUUGGCAAAGGAGCCAAAAGCAGUGUGACCCAAUUUGUCAAUGAUGUGGGAACGGUAUCGACUUUUGCAGCCACAGACGACGAGAUCACAAAUUCAAUUUCCACGCUAAUGGAAAAGUUAAUGAGUAACCCCAAAGCGAGCGCAGCCAUGGUGCGUUUGGUCCUCACUGUUUUGGACGGCAGUCCGUCUACGUCAUGCUUGCUAGACCAAUUGCCGUUGUCUCCUCAAGACGUACGGAUGGUGUUCGAUGUAUUCGUGGGCAGCAACGGACAAAUUAUGUUAAAAACUAUUGCGGGGCUGGUGUCCGACUUGACCACGGGACCAGAUACGAAAGCAUUUUUAGAAUCGGUUUUGGGAAUGAUGUCCAUGUUCAAAAGUGACACUCCAGAGUCAGCGGGCGCCGAUCAUUCGGAGAAGCCGACGUCUAUUGUUGGUUCACUCAMUAGUUUCUUUACGGGCAGGGAAGACGAGGGAGAAGAUGAUAUUGAAGAUGAAAUCACUGAAAAGUAUAUACCACCUCCAUUGGUCAAUAAUAGAAAAAAGAGUAGCAGUACUGAUUUCAACGGAAACAUAUCGAAACCAUCUGCAAAAAAACCAUCCAAACAUAAGUUUGACGAUGACGAUUGGUUCAGUAAAAACGAAGACACGUUCGAAUCACUAACGAAAAAAGAAAAAGUCAAUGGAGACCCUUGGUUCAGCGAUGUCGGAAUUGAAACUAAUAAAUUACAAAAAAAGCCAGCCAAAUUUAAAUCAGACGAUAGGUUCGAGAGUAGUCGUGCCAAUAGCGUCAACAGAAAUUUUCAGAGAAGCAAUAAAAAAAAUGAAGUUAGGAAGAAAUUAGAGUCUCUAAGUAAUAACAAUAAGGACUUCAUUGAUGAUUCUAAAUUGAGAAGUGUAACGAAAAAUACAAAAGCUGUAGCUGAAAAGCAAAACACGGACGAGGAAGACGAUUUCAACAUAUUUGAAGAUGACUUAUAAUAAGGGACUUUAUCCCCCAACCUACAGUUUACAGAAUUCACCUAAAUAAAUA